Molecule: messenger RNA, 1311 nt
Organism: Colletotrichum higginsianum IMI 349063
Lineage: Eukaryota; Fungi; Ascomycota; Sordariomycetes; Glomerellales; Glomerellaceae
Product: Extracellular protein
Exons: 3
Coding region: 1-1311 (436 amino acids)
Source: RefSeq, a predicted model, not a curated record
AUGAAGGCCACUCUCGUAUCCGCGCUCGCGCUGCUUGCCCGUCAAGCCACCGCUCACAUGGCCAUCACCUACCCGCCGCCUCUGCGAUCCAAGGAGAACCCCUUCGCUGGCUACGACAUUGACUACAGCAUCACCAGCCCCCUGAGUGCUUCCGGCAGCGACUUCCCCUGCAAGGGAACCUUGAACCUCCUCGGCACUGAGAAGGCUUCUCCCGUCGCCACUUGGCAGGCUGGUCAGGCUUACAGCAUGACCAUCGCCGGUGGUGCCAAUCACAACGGAGGGAGUUGCCAGGCCGCCCUCUCUUUUGACAGCGGGAAUACCUUUACCGUCAUCCACAGCUACAUCGGCGCAUGUCCCGUCGCUGGCACCUCAUCUCUCAAGUUUACCUUGCCGGCCGACACUCCUUCUGCCAAGGACGCCAUCUUCGCCUGGACCUGGUUCAACAAUAUCGGUAACCGAGAGUUCUACAUGAACUGCGCCGUCAUUACCAUCACUGGCGGUGGCGCUGGAGGCAACGUCGCCACCUCAUUCAGCAGCCGACCCCAGAUCUUCAAGGCCAACAUCGCCAACGGCUGCAGCACCCUGGAGGGAUCCGACGUCAUGUUCCCCGACCCUGGCCCAGAUGUCACCACGGCUGGCACCAGAACUGCCGCCCCUGUCGGCAACUGCGGUGCCGUUGUUGCCCCCAAUCCCGGAACCGGUGGCGGCUCUGGUGGAGGUAGCGGCGGUAACCCUCCCAGCAGCCCCAGCUCCGUCGUUGUCCCUGUCCCGUCUGUUCCCCAGACCACUCAGCCCAGCACCUCGGCCACUACCACUCGUGCUGCUGGAGGAGCGCCCUCUCUCCCCGGCGGUGUCUUCAUAACGGUCUCGGCCUCCAACAAUGCCCCUGCUGUCUCGUCCGUUCAACCAACUACUUUCGCGACCAUCAGCCAGCCAGCUGCGACUAGUGAAGAGUGCACCUCGGAGCUUGAAGUCCCAACCGUGGCGCCCGCUCCAACCUCGGCAGUAGUCUCCUCCGUUGCUCCCUCCGUUGCACCGUCUGCUGUGCCAUCCGUCGCCCCCUCUCCCGGCGUUGGAUCCGGUGGCGAUGCUGCCGACGGCUCCAUGACCCCUGGCAAGGCUUGCAACCCCGAGGGUCAAUGGAACUGCGUUUCCGGUUCCCAUUUCCAACGUUGUGCCUCUGGUCAGUGGUCGGUGCUCAUGAGUAUGGCUCCUGGCACCAAAUGCCAGUCUGGUACGACUGAGGUCUUGGUCUGGCAGAAGAAGAGAGCCCACGGUCGCCGAUCGCUCCGCUUCAGACACCACAUCUAA